AUGGGGGAGUCGCUCGAUGACUGGAGAGAAUUCUUCAGGACGACGGUGACCGACGUCUUUGAGUUCAUAGACAAGGCCAUCACAAUCGCCGCGCUUGAUUGCCCCCAAGAUUUUCUGUCUCAAAGAGGCCGUAUCGCGGAGCAGCUGUUCUCAUGCGGGACAGCUCGAGAUGGAGGUGACUCUGCAGCCGAGAGUAAAGAAAGCAAGGCGAACGGUGACACAGGUAAUGCUGCGAGCAGUGUGGGCAGCAUAAAGUACGGUGAUGGAGAAGCCGAGUCAUUCGGCAACGAUAUCGAAGAGGCCUCUCUAGUUGUCUGUGAAGUUCUAAGGAUCAAGCAGAAAACUAAGAUCGGGAUAAGUGUCAACAGUCUCCGAAGGAACUGCGGAUCGAAGCUGAUUGCUCAGCUUGCCCACGACAAUACUAUGAGAUGGAAGGCUAUGGUCAAAGAGAUAUGCCGCAGCACAGAGGAUGUUGCUGAUCCUUGCAAUGUCGGAGACAGAACGACAUCUUCCAUCAAGAACCAGAAGAACAUCAGGAAACCAGGACAAGAACAGUACGACUUCAGCCAGGCAGGUUCAUUAGCUGACAGGAACCGGAGGCUGAAUGUGAACCAGCACCGAGGCACUGUGAAGCCCAAUAUGUCCUCAAACGCUGACCUGAGAACAUUCCCCCAAGCGAGAUUGCGUCGUGGAAGUUUGAGAAGGAGAGAAUGCUUCGGUCACAAAAAUCGAAUGAAUCUGUCACAGGGGGCAAAAUACCACUUGCCGGUCGACAGAAUAUCAAAUGCUCCAACAAAGUCGUAGCAGAGGUGGGGUUUGAAUCCAGCGAGAGGAAGACACAAGAACUUCAUCGAAAAGCAGAAACAG
Eucalyptus grandis is the source of this 867-nucleotide messenger RNA. Its product is annotated as probable mediator of RNA polymerase II transcription subunit 26b. Lineage: Eukaryota; Viridiplantae; Streptophyta; Magnoliopsida; Myrtales; Myrtaceae. The record is from RefSeq and is a predicted model, not a curated record. The coding region runs from base 1 to 804 and encodes 267 amino acids. The transcript has 5 exons.